Myotis brandtii (Brandt's bat) is the source of this 790-nucleotide messenger RNA. RefSeq names its product ribosomal protein L13 (gene RPL13). Gene Ontology annotation, molecular function: structural constituent of ribosome; RNA binding. Gene Ontology annotation, cellular component: ribosome; cytosolic large ribosomal subunit. The transcript has 6 exons. Gene Ontology annotation, biological process: translation. NCBI's taxonomy places the organism in Eukaryota, Metazoa, Chordata, Mammalia, Chiroptera, Vespertilionidae. Bases 130 to 765 code for a protein of 211 amino acids. The record is from RefSeq and is a predicted model, not a curated record.
CGGCUCUGAUUGGUUAGAACGCGCCAUCGCUUCUGAUUGGCCGGGCCCACUGCCAUCCCAGGGUUCUUUGCGGCUCCACUUCCUUUCCGCCGGCCGUUCUCCUUCGGAGAAGGCCCGUAGGCAGCAGCCAUGGCGCCCAGCCGAAAUGGCAUGAUCCUAAAGCCCCACUUCCACAAGGACUGGCAGCGGCGCGUUGCCACGUGGUUUAACCAGCCGGCGCGGAAGAUCCGCAGACGCAAGGCCCGGCAAGCCAAAGCGCGCCGCAUCGCCCCGCGCCCUGCCUCCGGACCCAUCCGACCCAUCGUGAGGUGCCCCACCGUGAGGUACCACACCAAAGUGCGAGCCGGCAGGGGCUUCAGCUUGGAAGAGUUGCGGGUGGCCGGCAUCCACAAAAAGGUGGCCCGGACCAUUGGGAUCUCGGUGGAUCCGCGGCGGCGGAACAAGUCCACCGAGUCCCUGCAGGCCAACGUGCAGCGGCUGAAGGAGUACCGCUCCAAGCUCAUCCUCUUCCCCAGGAAGCCGUCGGCCCCCAAGAAGGGAGACAGUUCUGCUGAAGAACUCAAAUUGGCCACCCAGCUGACCGGACCAGUCAUGCCCAUACGGAAUGUCUACAAGAAGGAGAAAGCCAGGGUCAUCACAGAGGAGGAGAAGAACUUCAAGGCUUUUGCCAGUCUUCGCAUGGCCCGUGCCAAUGCCCGGCUCUUUGGCAUCCGGGCAAAAAGAGCCAAAGAAGCUAUAGAACAGGAUGUUGAAAAGAAAAAAUAAAGUGCUGUUGGCAACUUGUGAUAAA